This is a messenger RNA of Monoraphidium neglectum, 225 nucleotides long. RefSeq lists its product as hypothetical. Lineage: Eukaryota; Viridiplantae; Chlorophyta; Chlorophyceae; Sphaeropleales; Selenastraceae. The record is from RefSeq and is a predicted model, not a curated record. Gene Ontology annotation, cellular component: RZZ complex. The annotation marks the transcript as partial. The transcript has a single exon. Gene Ontology annotation, biological process: mitotic spindle assembly checkpoint signaling; endoplasmic reticulum to Golgi vesicle-mediated transport.
CUCUCAGACGCCCUGCAGCAGCGCGCCUGGGGCCUGCGGCGGCUGGGCGCCAUCCUCUCCUGCCUGGACGCCCGCCUGGCCGACAUCGUGGCCCGCUGGGAGGGCGGGGAGCUGCGGCGCGCGGGGCUGGGCCUGCAGGAGCUGCGGGGGCUGGUGUGUGCCGUGUUUGAGGACACGGACCACAGGGCCCAGUGCCUGCAGCGCAUCGAGGCCGCGGGGGCGUGA